This is a messenger RNA of Diplodia corticola, 4116 nucleotides long. RefSeq names its product atp synthase subunit mitochondrial. The coding region runs from base 1 to 4116 and encodes 1371 amino acids. Lineage: Eukaryota; Fungi; Ascomycota; Dothideomycetes; Botryosphaeriales; Botryosphaeriaceae. The transcript is spliced from 4 exons. The record is from RefSeq and is a predicted model, not a curated record.
AUGGCAGAGCAGAUCACCCACGAUGUGGUAAACGAAGCACAGUCGAUGGGUGGCCCCUCGCCCAUCGACGUUAAUGCGACAACUACCAGCGACUCGUCCGCCGGCGCGGCUCCGGACACCAACUCUUUCAACCAAGACCAACUCGCGACCUCUCCCACGCACGCUACGCCCCCCCGUGCGCCUGAACCCAAGACAAAUCUCUCCGAGUCAAGCGAUGCGGCAAAGCCGUCGCCUGUUACUGAUGGAUCGCAAAAACAGCCCGCGACUGAUGCUGCCUCAGAAACUCCAAAGGAAUCCACUCCCAAUGGUACCGCUCCGCCGCUGCCCUCCUUGGACGAUCCCUCGGGUAUACAAUCCGCGGCCGACACGAGCGGUGGUUCGGACACGGACACGAGCCGUGCUGGGAAGGAUGGUACCAGAUCAACAAUCAAGAAACCAACAUCCUUCAAGUCGGUGUCUGUGACAAAGCACUUUCUUGCAAAGACGGCAGUAGCGACACCAGCGAAGGUCGGGGAGAAAGCUCCUACAAGUCAAGCAUCUAUCACUGCACAACCCAUAGCGAAGCCGCGACUUGUGGCUAAGUCUGGCAGCGGCGUUGGAAGCGCACUGGGCCGCUCCGCCCUAUCAAAGUUGAAUGGAGCUGGAACAGGACCAGACCCCAACAUGGUCUGGAAUAAGAACAGACCAACGCCUCCCCCGCCGGUAAAACAAUUCACGGAUGAGGAACUUAAGCAACAAUUCGGCAUCCACAUGGCUACCAGAUUACAAGCAGAUGAGGACCAAAAGGAGUCGAAAUGGGCUGAUAUCGACGAAGAUGAGGAUGAGAAUUGGGCGCCGGAAACGGUGGAGUGGAUGGAUGGUACCAAAUCGACGGUCAAACCGUCUGAACCCACGCCCCCACCAGAGGAACCGCAGCCGGAAGUAAAGAAGGACGACAAACCCGCUGAGGAAUCGAAGCCCGCCACGCCAUCUCUAUCCCGGCCGAGCUCGACAGGACCCAGUCUGACUGGAGGGACCAAGACGAUUUUAAAGCCUGGGGGGCAUUUAGUCACAGGUGGGACUAGGCAAGGAGGGCUGCUUUCUAAGGGCCAAAUGGACGGUUCGAAGCCGACACUAGUUUCAAAGUCCCCAGCGCCCACUCCUGCCAAAUCGCCUUGGGCCCCGCUCCCACCAGUUGAGAAGGUCUCACCUAUCGUCAUUAAUCCUCUGCCCGAGCACCCUCCGGUUUCCCGAUUCUCUCAGAAGGACCCACACGGCUUUGACGCUCUGCCUCCAGCGCCUUCGCCCGCCAAAGAAAUUGCGGCCGAUGACUUUAACAGAUCGUGGCGGGAUGAUCGGGGACCCAGGGAACUAUUCAAUUCCCAAUCCGGCCGAUACGAGCCUGUGAGAGAUAGUCGCCGGGGCCCUUCGCGUCAAGACUCUUCACUCCGACAACCGUCUGUCCUUCAGCGGCCGUCUCAAUCAGGGCCCGCAGAACCUUCCGCAGCCUUCCAAACCUCGAGAUCCAGCGUGCCUGAGGAGCCUUGGGCUCACAGGCGCACUUCGUCAAACGUUAGCGGCGGGAGUGGCAGGAGAAUGUCCUUCAGUAGGGAUGUACCGCCCAUGAUUCGCGAUCGACGGAGCUCACAUUCUACAACUGACAUGGCUCCACCAAUGUCGACAAGAGGCAGCUUGCAACGUGGUGGACCUAGCGAACGGGGACUUUCGCCUGCUGCCUCACAUCAUGGUUCCUUGACGCAGCACUCUUCGCCUGUAGUAGCGCAUGUCCAGCCAGCGUCGCCGCUGCCGGCGGACGGCUCCCUGGCUUCGCCCGAUGCUGCGAAUGGCGGCGCGAACCCAAUGGCCGCCAUUCAAGAGCAAGUCAAAGUCCAGGAGCAAAUGAUGCGGGACAAGAUUGAGCGAGCCAGAGCUGAGAAGCAGAAGCGCCGAGAAGAAGAAGAGAAGGAGGAGGCGGCACGCAAGGAGCGCCUCCGGCUGAAGCUGGAGGCAUUAGGUCCGCCGCCAUCCAAGGUCGAGAAGCCAAAGUCACCGCCCGCUGCUGGUGAGAUGGCGAACGUUCAGCAGAAGCCGACUACUAUCCAGUCGCCUCCGAAGCCGCCCAUACCCACAGGCGAGGGUGAAGUUGCGCAAUAUGGCAUGAUGAAGGUCCAUCAGCCGCAUCCUGUGAAGAGAGCGGGUGAGCAUUUCAGGCCUUCAGAGCAAGCACGGCGGGAAGUGAAGUCGCCCGAGCGCAAGGAAGUUUCGCCAGCGAAGUCGACUGAUGUUCCUGCUGCGGAGGCGCCAAAGGCACAGCCGGAUGGUGUGAGCACGUCAGACGAGGUAGUACCGACGUUGGAGCAAAAGGUGCCUGCCUGGAAGCCGUCCGUGGCUUCUGGCACACCGUGGGUACCGCUGCGUAGCCGUAACGUGUGGGGCCCGCCCAAUCAAGAAAGAGGCAUCGGUAACGGCACAUUUGGACACACACAGCAGCCACAGUCAGCCGGGGCGCCGGGCCCGAUCGCGCCGCCCCCGGCCACGACUAAACUGCCUACCUCACCUCCGCGCUUCACACACCCUCCUCCCGCCGAGCAACCUUCUUCAACCUUUACUCCGCAACCCGACUUGCGCUCACAGGAUUCGUUCGCCCGCAGCCCGACAGCAAUGGCCUCCGCCGCUGUUGCCCCGCCGGGCCCGAUCGGGCCUCCCAAGCCAGCAGCACCUCGUCCAGCUUUCGAUGUCUCGGCCUGGAGCGCCAACUCGAUUGCAGAGUCCGACGCAAACCUUGCUCGCAGACGCGAAGAGAGCUACCAGGCUAACCGUGGAAAGCCGUUGCCUGCUUUCAACGAGACUUUCAAACAGACUGCCAUCGAGGGCUCUUUGGAUCGCCGCCGCAUCUUAGAGACCAAGAGCACCGUUCACCUUCACCCUGCCAAUGUCUCGAAGCCCGACGAUCAAGCGCUCCACACAAGCCACCCUGAACAGCCCUCGCACUCGACGCCGAUUCCGCUCGGCGAGCCCUACAGGUCCUCUGUUGUUGACGAGGCUUCCACACUUCGCCCGAUCGGUGCCGAGAAAGUUCAAUCCUCACCUGGCUCAACCGGCGCUCAAGGCAACCGCUCCUCGCGCUUCUUCCCACGCACGCAAGACGCCCUCGAUACACUUCAGGCGACGGUUUCGCAACUGACAGGCAAUGGCGACUCUCCGCCGCCGCCCGAGACUUCGAGUCACCCUGUGUUCACUGGAGACGUGUCGCACCCGAUUGUGAAGCUCCCGCAGAAGAUCAAAGUCAAGCUACCUCCGGCCGCCGCGUCUAACUCUUCAUCCCCCGUCAUUAUGCCCGCGAGGCCCGGAUUCUCUCGUCUUGGUUCCCAGCCCAUCAUCUCGCAACCCAGUUGGCAGGAGCGCUUCAACGGUCUCCUCGGCCGCGCUUCAGCACCAAUGGCUUCACCUCCGAAGACAGCCACCUCACUUGCCGUCGCAUCUGCAAGCAAAGCUCCUUACGACCACACAGGUCCCCUCGCUGGAGCUACCGUCUCACUGCCGUCCAAGCCGGCGCCGACUCCGUUCGCGUCCAGCUACGACGCCAGCCCCGUGUCAAAGUCGGCUUUCGAAGAGGUAAUGAGCGUCCCGGAAGCGUUUUCAGCGCCGACUGUCCGGCUUCCGAAGGAGUCACACAUGAAUGCCGGCCUUGCUCCCGUUGCAGCUCCCUCCACCCGACCCGGAUCACGGUUCUACAAGACCACUGAUGUCUUCAGUGUCGAUCCGACCUUCAGUCCCGUUGCAGAGCGCGAACAGAACGCGCAGGGUUUCGUCAUUACAAUCCACAUGGCGGCUUCGGACGUAGUCAAGACCAGGAUCAUGCCUAGGCGCCGCAACCCGGGCCGCAAGCCGUCAGGCUACAACAACAAGAAGCGGAGCAUGACGCCGCGUGAGAGCAGCAACAGCAACGGUAACAGCAACGGUAACAGCAACGGCAACAGCAACGGCAACAGCAACGGCAAUAGCAACGGCAACAGCGGGGUUCGCCCACGCAAGACGUCGGGCAACGUGCCUCCGGGCCACCCUUGGAGCAACAACAGCAAGAGCAACUCGGCCAGCUCUCCUUGGGGCAGACGCGCAUCUGGAGCAGUCCAUUAG